AUGGGUGUUCACGAGACCGAAGAGAAGGAGACACUGGAAUGCACCAUGGGCAUCGACAUCGAACACACGAACGAGAGACAUCGUAAUGGUACCGCGGACAUCCCGGAGUACCGUGAACCAAUCGGUAUGGAUAUCGAGUACAGAGAUUUCCCGGAGGAGCAAAUCUGGAGCCCGAACGAUGAGGUGAACGAAUGGGUACCGCAUUACGUGUUUAUGGCUCGUUCGGUGUUGACGUUCGUUCAAGAGAGCCUGGGUAUUUCGAACCGGGAAGCGAUGGAAAAUUCCUGCACUGGUUACGCGGAACAAUAUAUCACCGAUGUUCUUCAUGACUCCGAAUAUUUACCGGAAGUCGCUCUGAAGACGUUCCUAACAAAAGAGUUGCCGCAGAAGUUGGUCACCAGGUGGUCCAGCACCGAUGUCGAGCUGUUCCUCGAGGGAAUCGCUAGGCACGGAAAGAAUUUCGCAAACAUACAGAGGGAGUUCCUACCUCGUAAAGACACGAAGGAAAUCGUGGACUUUUACUACGCGUGGAAAUGGACCGAGCCAGCGAAGGAGCUUCGAAAUUGCCGUAGUCGGCGUCGCGUCAAACGGAAACGUCGAUUUCCAUCGAUCGCCUGUAUUUUCGGGGAACUAAAAUCACCGAAAAUGAUCACACGCAGCGUGACCAAUGCGUCCAGGAUCGCUUCUUCGGUCGAGGAGAACAACGAUCAAGAUCGAUUUCUACGCGUCGCGAGCUCUACCAGAGGCUCGCGGCUGAUCGACAAAAGGAAACGUUGUGACCGUACGGCGAUUCGAUGA
Molecule: messenger RNA, 798 nt
Organism: Dufourea novaeangliae
Lineage: Eukaryota; Metazoa; Arthropoda; Insecta; Hymenoptera; Halictidae
Product: arginine-glutamic acid dipeptide repeats protein-like
Exons: 4
Coding region: 1-798 (265 amino acids)
Biological process (GO): negative regulation of transcription by RNA polymerase II
Cellular component (GO): nucleoplasm
Molecular function (GO): transcription corepressor activity; histone deacetylase binding
Source: RefSeq, a predicted model, not a curated record